AAGAUUUCCAAGGUCAUGUUGCUGUUCAGCUGCACCACCAUCGUCGUCAUUUUCAUAACUCUGUUCGCCAUGUCGGACGAGCACGCCUCCGCAAAAGACUUCUUCGCUACCACAGUAAAUAACUCGGGCUGGCAAAACGGCAUCGCCUUCAUCAUAGGAAUGAAUGGCGCCAACUGGAGCUUCUCGUGCCUCGACGUUGCGACUCACCUAGCAGAGGAGAUGCCCCGACCCAGCACGGAUAUCCCAAAAGCACUGAUGUGGACCAUCGUCGUUGGUCUCGUCUCCGGACUCCUUGUUGUCACAUCUGUUCUCAUCAAUGUCCCUGUCAUUGACGGAGCUGACGAUAACUCGGCCCUGGCGUUAUUCUACCGCAUCACAGGCAGCAAAGCUGCUUCAGUGGGUCUGUGGGUGCCCGUGAUGAUCACAGCCAUCGGCGCCGUCUGGUCUAUUCAGACCUGGCAGUCUCGGCUCGCGUGGACCAUCAGCCGCGAGGCCGGUUUCCCCAUGCACCGUCACCUGAGCAAGAUCGCACCGUCCCCGCUACAUACGCCUACCUGGUCAUUGAUAUUCUCCGCAUCAGGGACUGCCAUCUUCGGCUGCCUUUACCUCGCAUCCGACCUUGCUUUCAACUCCCUCAUCUCUACGGGAUUGCUACUUCAAUACAUCAGCUAUAGUAUUCCGGUUAGCCUGGCUCUUUCUCAAGGCCGCUCGAAUUUCAAACACGGCCCCUUUUGGUAUCCCAAACUUGGCUUUGCAGCGAACAUAGUCAUGCUUGCAUGGUCGGCGGUUGCAUUGAUCUUUUACUGUUUUCCCUAUUACCUGCCUGCUGUUGCAGAUGAAAUGAAUUAUGCUUCCGCUGUCCUUGCGGGCAUUGCCAUUAUUACGAUAUCACUGUGGUUCUUUUAUGCGAAGAAGAACUAUGAGGUCAAAGAAUAUCUAGGCCAUUAGCACAACAAACCUUUUUACUAUUAUUAUGAUCCUGCUCUUUUCUUACCUGAUGCCUACAUUUAUGUCCACGCCGUUGAGGCUUGAUGUUCACUCUGUCUUCAGUAGAUAUGUACCAGUCAAGAGGCUGCGAGAUGGCGUGAUAAUCGAAGCCCCCCACUACACGGUAAUGGCAAGAUACUGCUGGUAACAGACUCAACAGGCAUUGUGGCUGUGAUGUGCCUUGUAUGGCUGUUCCAUCCAAUGUAGAGCUUGUUGGUGGCCUGAUUUAGCGGGAGGGCUGGUGCGCAGUCGUAUCACGUACUUCGAUCAGUC
Molecule: messenger RNA, 1260 nt
Organism: Colletotrichum acutatum
Lineage: Eukaryota; Fungi; Ascomycota; Sordariomycetes; Glomerellales; Glomerellaceae
Product: amino acid/polyamine transporter I
Exons: 1
Coding region: 16-948 (310 amino acids)
Biological process (GO): transmembrane transport
Cellular component (GO): membrane
Molecular function (GO): transmembrane transporter activity
Source: RefSeq, a predicted model, not a curated record